AUGCAGAUGUCGUAUUGUCUUGAAACACCCAACGCGAUCUUGAUGGCGAGCGGACGGUCCAAGCUCACGCUCGAGCGCGUGCUGGGCACGACCGCGCAUGGCAACGCGAGCAUGAGCGUGAGCAGCGCGAGUGGCGAGAUCGCGUACGCGGCCGGCUGCGUCGUCGUCAUGUACAACUUUCGCCGGGACAAGCAGACGCGCUACUACCGCGUCGAGAAGCCCGUGUCGGCGCUCGCCUUCUCGGGCGAUGGCAGUCUCCUCGCGAUCGCCGAGAAAGGCCACGCGCCGUCCAUCACCGUUUGGGACGUUGGCACCGGGCAGCUGCGCGCCGACCUCAAGCGCCACACGCAUGGCGUCGCAGCGGUGGCCAUGAGCACCGACGGUCGCCUCCUCGUCUCGGCCGGCCUCGUCCACGACAAGAUGCUGUACGCAUGGGACACGGCGACGCAGACGCUGCUCGGUGCGGCACUUCUCUCCACCAAGAUCCACGGGCUCGACUUCAGCGUCGGCGGGCGCGCGUUCGUCUCGGUCGGCGACGGCCACGUUCAGUUUUGGCGCCUCGAUAGCAACGACCGGCUCGACACGAGCGGUCAGCUCCUCCCGGAUGGCCUCGCGGAGCUGCGGCCGACGCCGGCGACCAUGUCCCGCUUGGCCGACGCUGCCUUUGUGGGCGUCAGCUGCAGCGAGGCCAAGACGUUUUGCGUCACGCGCUGUGGGUUUCUGUGCUGCUUUGGCGACACAACCAUGGAGCGGCUCGUGUCCAUCGAAGCCGGUAAAGGCUUUGCCGUCUCGGUGACCACCGAGUUUGUGGCGGUCGGCGGCGCAUCCUCGAUCGUCCGACUCUUUGAUCCGAGCACGCUCGAGUACAAGAUGACACUGCCGUUCCCAGCCCACUGCAGCACGACGCCGCUCGGCGACCACCUCCUCCUGCCACCGACGCCGACGACCUUUCCCGCCGUCGUCGCGGUGCGGGUGACCGGCGCCCACAUUGCGGUGCUGUAUGCUGACCGUGCGCUUCUGCUGCUCGAGAUUCCGACGCGGACCGUGACGCGCGCCUUCCUCUUCCACAGCGGCCCGAUCAACGGCGUGGUCGCGAUCGGUGCCGUCACAGGCCUCGACGCCCGGCAGCGCGCCCAGUGGGCGCCCCCCGCACCGUCGGCAACGUACCCGAUCCCUGACGGCACGUUUGCGACCGUCUCGGACGACCACACGCUGCGGUUGUGGCACCUCGAGUACACCAAAAAGCACAAAUUCCCGCAGCCGUGGUGCCACGCUCACAGCAGCGACCUCCUCGCGUCCGUUGUCGUCACUGAAGCGUCGGUCGCCUCCGAGACGGUGCCCGAUGUUCACACGCCCCGGGACUCGGCCGACGCGACGCCGGACGCCGGGCUGCAGUGUCUCGCGGUCUCGGAAGCAUCCAAGAUCGCAGUCGGGGACAAGCAUGGACGGAUUCACCGCAUCGACUUGCAGUGGCCACUCAAGCGACCGGUGGUACUGCCGACGCCGCAUGCCAGCGCUGUCCUCUCGAUCGCGUAUGGCCCGCAUGGGCACUUGGCGUCGGGCGGCCGCGAUCGGCUCCUGCACGUCUACGCGCCGACGGGCGAGCUUCUCAAGACGCUUGAAAACCACUCGGGCGGCGUGCACUGCGUGCGCUUCUCGGACGACGGCAAGCGCAUCGUGUCCGGCGGCGCCGACCAUGCGAUCGUGUUCACACAGGUGACAGACGACCGGGUCUUUCGCUACAACUCGAUGGCGGUCGCCGGCGGCCGUCUCCACGACGUCGUCGUCCUUGGCAACGAUCACAUUCUCUCCGCCGUGCACGCCCGCAUCGACGUCCAUACGCUCGUCAGCAACAAACACGUCGCGUCCUACCCGCUCGGCGAACACCACCACAUUGGCGUGACGCCCGGACCGUCACUGGUCGCGCUCUCGGGGGCGACCGACAAGACCGUCUACAUCGUUGACUAUGCGACGGGCGACGUCCUGACCAAGGCAGCAGGCCACGGCGAUGCUGUCACGGGCGUUCUCUUUACAUUGGACGGACGCCGCCUCAUCUCGACGAGCGCCGAUGGUUGUAUCUUUGUGUGGCGUCUCUCGGAAGACCUCCAAGCACGCUACAAGGCACAGUUGCCUCUCGUCACGGCCCCAGCAAUGACCGUCGCCGACGCACCGCCCGUCAUGCCAAGUGUUUUCGCGAUGCCGCCGCCCGCACCGCCAGUGCCAGUGCGGACGACACCGCCCAUUGCGCUCGUUGCGGCACCACCUGCACGAGUCGAAUUCAGCCCCGAGACAACGGUUGCGACCGACGUGACACCCAAGACGACGUCACCGGAGAUCCAGAUCGUCACCAAGUCGUGGCAAGACGGCAAGCAAGUCGUGCCGGGUCCAUUGGCACCGCUCCCGAUGGAAGACUGGAUGAAAACGCGGGGGCCGCCGCUGCCGCCCGUCGAGCUCACACCGCCCAAGACCGCCGACGCGCCGCCUCUCGACCGGGUUCCUGACUGGGCGCGCACGAUCAAGCCGCUGUCCUCGGCUCCAUCGCCCUUUGUCGUCGAGCCUCGAGGCAAGUGGGGCGCCGCCGGGGUCGUCGACAGCAUCGCAGCCGUCGAGUCGCCCUCCGACUCGGACGCCAGCGACGACGACGACGGUGACGACGACAAUGGCGGGAUCGAGACCGAAACGCUGUACAUCAAGCAGUCGAGCGGAGCGCUUCAGUCGGUUGACGUUCCGAUCAAGCGCUCGAGUGCGUCGGACGCUGGGAUCGCUGAGAUUCUAGCAGUGGCGACGGCGGCCACGACACUGGACCACGCGCGGGAGCUGCACUCGAAGCGCAAAAUGCAGCGAGAGACUGCCCUCGCUGUUGCUGAGAUGCAGUCCAAGCUCGGGCAACUCGGCAUUCUCAAGCAGCGCAAGCCCGAGUACGAGAAUGAUACCUUCACCGCUGGCUACCGCGCCGAAGUCCACGGCGGUGGUCUCGGACGGGUGACGACCGACGUCGACAGUAGCACCGUCGUCAUGCAGUCGCUCGACGUCCACUCAGUCGAUGUCAAGGUGGUUCCACUCCCCAGUCCGCCGCCACCGAUGGUGCCUCGUGUCUCGAUCAGCCUUGAUAUGACAUCGACAGACGUGUCGUUGAGCCAAUUCAUUGCGGGCCACAAGCUGCAGGCCGAGCCCACGCCACCGCCAGUAGAAACGUCGCAGAGCAUGGAUGCCACGCCCGUCAAUGUGUCGUUGAGUCGGUUUCUGGACGGUGACGCGAUGGCCAUGACAGCCAGCGUUGAUUUGACGCCAAGUAACGUGUCCUUGAGCACGUUUACAACCGGGUAUCACGCCGCGUCACCGGUCAUCCGCCGAGACGCGACCCCAGCGACAAGCGUAGACACAACGCCGACGAACGUGUCGCUCAGUGUCUUCACGGCAGGGUACCACCAAGACAUUGGGCCCUCGGUGCAGCCAAGUGUCUGUGAUAGCAUGGACGUGACGUCGUCUCUCAGUCGCUACGUCACGGGCUAUGACGCCGUGCCGACAGCCGUCUCGGCGAGCAUGGACGUAUGCGACGUAUCGCUGAGUACAUUUGUCGCGGGCCACGCACCGAGGACCGCGUCACCGCGGGUCUCUCAGAGCCUCGACCCAACGACAUCGUCCUUCAGUGCGUUCACGGCAGGCUACAACCGCCGCAGUGUCGAGACGAGCUCAAGUCUGAACCUCGGCAACAUCUCUUUGAGUGAGUUUACCUCUGGGUACCAGCCGACCGACACUGUAGCAGCAAGCAUCGAGAUCCCCGUCAACAUGUCCCUGAGCACGUUUGUCGCCGGGCACCGUCCGUUGUCGCCCAAAACAUGCGCCGCGGUGACAGGCGACCCAGCGCCAUCCGUACGAGCCGCCGUGACGUCCUCCAGCAGCAGCAGCAUCGACCUCACCAACGUCUCGCUCAGUCACUUUGUGCAUGGACAUGAUCUCGGCCUGGAUGAUGCUGGCGCGUCACCUCGAACUCCAAGCCACGCAUCGGUGAUGUCGUCCAGCGAAAGCAUCGACCUCAUGAACGCAUCACUGAGUCAUUUCGUUCAUGGCCACCAUGAUCUUCUCGAGGGACCUCCCACCCUUCGCCACGGCGCGGAGGCCUCGACCAGCAAGGUCUUUGUGAGCGCUGACGGCGCACCACCAUUCAACGACGUGCUUCAGGACUUGCAUGCGCAGGUCGGCGCCACUGUCGACCUCUUCGCCGACGUCGUUGCCGUCAAUACGGCCGACACGGAAGCCGCCGAAAUCGCCGAGAUGGCACGGCUCCUCCAGCUCAAGAUUGCAGCCUACGCUGCGCGCACGACGUAGGCAUUCAAAAGCGCUCACUUCGAAC
Messenger RNA from Saprolegnia parasitica CBS 223.65, 4354 nucleotides. RefSeq lists its product as hypothetical. The record is from RefSeq and is a predicted model, not a curated record. Gene Ontology annotation, cellular component: mitotic spindle. Bases 1 to 4329 code for a protein of 1442 amino acids. Gene Ontology annotation, biological process: regulation of mitotic cell cycle; mitotic spindle organization. Gene Ontology annotation, molecular function: protein binding. Lineage: Eukaryota; Oomycota; Saprolegniomycetes; Saprolegniales; Saprolegniaceae. The transcript has 6 exons.